This is a messenger RNA of Carcharodon carcharias (great white shark), 3573 nucleotides long. RefSeq names its product CXXC motif containing zinc binding protein (gene czib). The coding region runs from base 89 to 571 and encodes 160 amino acids. The transcript has 8 exons. Gene Ontology annotation, molecular function: zinc ion binding. NCBI's taxonomy places the organism in Eukaryota, Metazoa, Chordata, Chondrichthyes, Lamniformes, Lamnidae. The record is from RefSeq and is a predicted model, not a curated record.
ACCGCAGAGGGCGCUUCAGCAGCAGGCGGUGGCUGUCGUAAUUAUUUUUAUAGCGACAAGCCGUAAAUUGAUUUGUGGCAAGUCCAAGAUGGUGAAAUUUGGGCUCCAGUUUAAAGCGACUUUGGAAAAUAUCAGCAAAGUGCGACCGGAGGGAGAGGACUUCCGCUGGUUCCUGAAGUUGAAAUGUCAGAAUUGCGGAGAAGUUUCUGAUAAAUGGCAGUAUAUCACAUUACUGAGCAGUGCCCCACUCAAAGGUGGGAGAGGAAGUGCCAGUAUGAUACAGAAAUGCAAGUUAUGCUCGAGAGAGAACUCCAUUGAUAUUCUAAAGGACACAGUCAAGCCAUACAAUGCUGAAGACAGUGAAAAGUUUAAAACUAUAGUACAUUUCGAGUGUCGAGGAUUAGAACCAGUGGACUUUCAACCACAGGCUGGAUUUGCUGCAGAAGGGGCUGAAUCCGGAACACAAUUUGGUGAGAUUAAUCUGAUGGAAAAGGAUUGGAAUGAUUAUGAUGAGAAAAUCCGGGAAUCGGUGGGAAUCUAUGAAGUCACUCAUCGGUUUGUUAAAAUUUGAACUUGACUCUCAACAGACACUUGCCAGCUGAAGAUUCUCUUUUGCACUUAAAUAACCUGAGAAAGAGAAGCAAAUGCACCAUUAUUUCAUCUGGCAUUUAUUUGUUAAUGAAUCCUUUCUGCACCUUGUGCCAAGGUUGAAGAAGUUAAAUUAUGACCAAUUAAAUUUAACACUGGCCAGCUGAAUUAUCAUUAAAAUGUUGCCCGAGGGUCUGUCAUCAUCCUUGUUCAACUGUGGAAGACAUCUUUUGAUUCCAGUAUCUAAACAUGCUGCUAGCUCUUCAGCAUUCUGUGGUUACUGACAGCAAGUCUGGAUACUAAGUUACAAAUCACUUUUCCAGGAGUUUAAAAUUAAAUACUAAUUAAAAAAAAACUUCAUGGCAAUGAUGAACUGUUAAAUAAGGUAGUCAGUAUACUUUAUCUCCAACUGUUUAUUUUUGUCAGUACAUGAGCUAAUGUAGUAGACACGUGCAGUUUAUCCUCUAUGCAGAGGACAUUAUCCAACGGUAUAUGUACUUAACCAAAGGUAGGUAGGUUGGUCAAUCAUAGAUGCAAUCUGUGUUCAUUAUAUAGAUCAACCUUCAUCUUUAAGAUUGCCUGGGUCUGGGCUGUGCACUCUAGCCAAUAUGCUGUAUGCUUCAGGUUCAACAGACCAACUUAUAUCUCAAUCUUGGUGCCUCACAUGCUGUCUAUGAAGUUGACACACUGAAAAAUUGAUCUAAUAGAUCACAGGUUUUAGAGGCAGAUAGCCUUCAAUGUUAAAAAUGAUGAAAGGUGGGUGGGGGAAGAAACAGUAAGAUUUCCAGUUUACAGAAAUAUUUUUGUGAGUUGACGAUAGAUAGUCAAGUGUAUAUCAAUGAUUUUGCUACAUACAGCAGUGAAACCAUUGGUUCAUGAUCUCACUAAAGAACAGCUUCAAAUAGUUAUUAAAAAUAUGAAGAAGCAACACAGAUGAAUUUGUGCAUCUCUGUAUAACUCUGGAGGAAAUGCAUAUUUCACAGAAUGGUUAAAGCACAGAAGGCCAUUUGACCCGUCAUGUAUGUGCCAACUCUCUGCAAGAGCAAUUUACCCAGACCUAUUCCCCUGCUUCAGAUAAUUAUCCAAUUCUCUUUUGAAAGCCUAGGCACAAAGGCACUGCAUUUCAGAUCCAAACCACUCACUGCAUAAAACAAGUUUUUCCUCAUGUCAUCAUUGCAUCUUUUGACAAUCACCUUUAGAUCGGGACCCUUCCACCAAUCAGAACAGUCUCUCCCUAUCUACUGUCCAGAUCCCUUAUGAUUUUGAAAAUCUCUAUCAAAUCAUCUCUUAGAGCAGUUCUAGUUUCAUCAAUCUAUCCAACUAACUAAGUUCCUCAUUCCUGGAACUAUUCUUGUAAAUCUUUUCUGCACGGUCUCGAAUGUCUUCACAUUCUUUGGAAAGUGGGGUGCCCAGACCUGUACACAGUACUCCAGUUGGGGUUGAACCUGUUUUUUUGUAAAGUUUUAUUACAACUUCCUUGAGUUUGUACGCUAUGGCCCUAUUUAUAAAGCCCAAGAUCCCAUAUGCUUUAGCAACUUUCUCAACGUGCCCCGUCAGCUUCACUGAUCAGUGCAUAUACGCCUCCAGGUAUCACUGUUCUUUCACCCCUUUUAGAAUGGUAUCCUUUAUUUUGUAUUGCUUUUUCUUGUGGUUCCUACCAAUAUGAAUCACUUCACACUUAUCUGCAUUAAAUUUCAUCUGCCACAUGUCCUCUUGAAGUUUAUCACUGUCGUCCUCACAAUACUUUCAAGUUUUGUUAUCCACAAAUUUUUCAAUCGUACACUUGCAAGUCUAGGUCAUUAACAUAGAUGAAGAAAAGCAGUGGUUUUAACACCAAUCCCUGAGGAACUCCACCUUACUCCAGAUCGAAAAACACCCAUCCACCAUUACUUUCUUUCCUGUCACUAAGCCAAAUUUGUACCCUUGUUGCAGGUGUUCCUUUUAAUCCAUGGACCUCAUUUUUAAUGGGCAGAUAAGCCUGCUCCAAGGCACUUUAUCAAACGUCUUUUGGAAGGUUAUGUGCACCACAACAACCAGAUUACCUACAUCAAACCUCUCUGUUACCUCAUCAUAGACUCAAUCAAAUUAGUCAAACACGAUUUGCCUUUAACAAAUCCAAACUGGCUUAGAUUUACUUACACAAGAAGAAUUUCCACUAAACCUUGGAAAUUACAGUGCCAGAUCAGUAAGCCUGAAGAAAUUCAUAGUAAAAGUUUUUCCAAUUAUUUCAGUGGGAGUCAGAUCAUAACAAAGCAUAGAAGAUAACUUCAGAUUGAGAGAGACAAAGAAAUUCCAAUACAAAUGUUAAGUGAGUCACUUCAUUUUUGGUUUCAUUUCAAAACUGAUUAUUCUAUUAAAUUACAUCUCUUACAUUCAUACAAUAUAAAUGCCAAAGUUAGUCCAAUUUCAUUUUAAAAAAUCAUUCAGCUUAACUUUGAAACAUGACUAUCAUUUGGUACAUGACUUUCUGCUCCUGAUUCAAAUAUAAAAUGAACACAGUGCAAAGCGCACUGUGAAAUUGCAUUGAAGUAGCAUAAUUAAACAUAUCAUUUCUCUCUGAAUGCUUAGUAACUGUCUUACUGCCCCCAAAAGUGAAAUUCCUUUGGUCAAACCUGCCUAUUAAAACUAAAAAUUAAAAAGAGGAUUCUUCAUGGGAUUAUUACAUCCUAAUAUUUCCAAUAUUAAAGCUACAGAAUGCAUAGUGAACUUAAAGUUUAUAUCACAUUAUUAUUAAGCAACAUUUAGAAAAGCUUGCCCAAAACUCCCUAGCACAUAGCUAUUGUAAGAUUACAGCAGUGUCGAUAGGAAAAGAGGUAUACAGUGAGUUGCUGUCUAUGAAACACAAUGUAGAUUUAAAAAUCAUCUCCAUCUAUUAAAGUUAAAAUAUAUCUUGAAUAUGCACUAGUACUAAUGUACAUUGGUGUUCUCAUUUCACUAAGAGUUGUGACUAGGAUUUGAAUAAAAUGUAAUUGAGGAUGCAUGAAA